AUAUUGGGUUGAACUAGAUCACUAAUCACUCAAUAUUUUAUACUACACCAUUUUUAAUUCAAUUAUAUUUUGUACUACUUCCUGUGAUGACCAUUAGUGAAGAUUCAUUAAAAUCUAAAUUAACAGUUGCACUUGACGCAUCGUACGUGUCUGUCAAUGAUGAUUCCGAUGGAUGUGGUGCUAAAUUUAGCGUAGUUGUGGUAUCUGAUCAAUUUAAUGGUAAAACAUUAUUACAACGUCAUCGAAUGGUAAAUGAAAUACUAGCUGAUGAAUUAAAAGAAAUACACGCGUUCUCACAGAAAACAUUGACAACAGAACAAUGGAAUAAUUUAAAUAAAGUUUAAUUGAUUUAUAAUUUAUAAAACAAGACCUAGUAUUAUAUUUUAUCAAGAC
This is a messenger RNA of Aphis gossypii (cotton aphid), 393 nucleotides long. RefSeq names its product bolA-like protein 2. Gene Ontology annotation, cellular component: nucleus; cytosol. The transcript is spliced from 3 exons. Gene Ontology annotation, molecular function: 2 iron, 2 sulfur cluster binding. The record is from RefSeq and is a predicted model, not a curated record. Gene Ontology annotation, biological process: intracellular iron ion homeostasis. Lineage: Eukaryota; Metazoa; Arthropoda; Insecta; Hemiptera; Aphididae. Bases 87 to 344 code for a protein of 85 amino acids.